AUGUCUCCUGUGCUUCGUGAAGCCAUCAUACUGGCUGCUGCAUUGGAAUACGAAUAUAUUUGGAUUGGUUCUCUGUGUAUCAUCCAGGAUGAUCAAAAGGACUGGGAAAACGAGGCGCCGAAGAUGGGCUCUGUCUACGGCCAUGCCGCUGUUGUCUUUGCAGCAUAUGGGAGAAACCUGGGCAUUGAGAAAAUUCCCUCUGUUGAAAUAUCGGACCCAACAAGAUCAGGUAAUAGCCCUACCAUUGCCCGGGAGGAGAUAGACCAUGGGGUCUUCUUCUCUGUCCCAGAGAAUCCAGACUCGUGGUUCGGACGGGGCUGGUGCUUGCAAGAGAGAUUCUUCGCGCCCAGAAUCGUACACUUUGGCGGUGCGGGGGAAGAAUUGUACUUUGAAUGCAAUUCAGGAAUGGAGUGUGAAUGCGGAUAUAUAAGCGAGCGGGACAAUUGCAACCUAAAAGCAAGGAUUGCCACAGCAUUGUUAGACAUUCAACCUCCAAUCGACUACAGCUUCGCCUGCAAUGAAAUGUGGAAAGAUUAUAUUGAUGUCUGUGAGGACUACACCUCAAGAGGCCUAGCCUUCGCUACAGACGCAUUGCCUGCAGUUUCUAGUCUGAUGGGUUUCUUCGCUCCAUACCUGGGGGCGUAUUAUGCAGGUUUAUGGGAGAAAUAUCUAAUCCCGAGCAUUGGCUGGGAGGUUCUCUGCACCCCAAUGUCGAAGCGAACUGAGUCUUAUGUCGCACCGUCAUUUCCAUGGGCCUCUAGGACCGCACCCGUGAUUUGGGACUGGAUAUACGGCGACAUAAACACAAUACCCACACCCGAAACCUAUCAUUUUGCCCAAGUGGUAGAUGUUUCCUACAUACCUACCACCAAUGACACCAACGGGCAGAUUGCAAUGGGUCAUAUUAAUCUUCGUGUAUUUAUAACUCAGAUGACGAUUGAGUCGACCGACGGAAGUGAAUGCUCCGGAUUGGAGAUUGGAGAUGACAAAAGAAGGGGUGGAGUGCUAUGUCACAUUGGACACAAUCCAGGAUCUGGAUGA
Molecule: messenger RNA, 1041 nt
Organism: Penicillium waksmanii
Lineage: Eukaryota; Fungi; Ascomycota; Eurotiomycetes; Eurotiales; Aspergillaceae
Exons: 1
Coding region: 1-1041 (346 amino acids)
Source: RefSeq, a predicted model, not a curated record